Molecule: messenger RNA, 1936 nt
Organism: Tripterygium wilfordii
Lineage: Eukaryota; Viridiplantae; Streptophyta; Magnoliopsida; Celastrales; Celastraceae
Exons: 7
Coding region: 255-1787 (510 amino acids)
Biological process (GO): mitotic sister chromatid cohesion; DNA repair
Cellular component (GO): chromatin; nucleus
Source: RefSeq, a predicted model, not a curated record
UGUUUGUUGCCACCUAAUCACACCCGUGCCUUUUCGAGUUUCGAUGAGUAUGGACUGGUGGGGUUCGUUUUUCGACAAGUCUGUCUCCGGCUCCGCAUGCAGUCCUCUCACUCUUUACUUCAUAAAUUUGACCCUGCCAGUUUCUCUGUCUCCUCUGUCUCUUUUUCUCUUCGGUUCGUGUUUUCGAAUCGAGAAACCAGAGAAAGAAGGGGAGGGUUUUGACUUUUGAGUGUUAAAUCUUGAAGACACUGAAAAUGGCGGGAAGCGAGCUUGAACAGCAAUUGAUGGAUGCUGCGAAUAGACUCGUUCAACCCUCAACCUCCAUUGAUGAACUUCUCUCCCUUCUUGAUAGGUCAGGGGAAUCCUUGUCGAAGAUGGAUCAAUCAUCUGGGUCCAUUAUGAUCGCACUAUUGCGCCUGAAAAAUGCACUGGUCUGUGAUAAACUUUUACGACAUUCCAAUAUGGAUGUGAAGGUGUUAGUUGCUAAUUGCCUCAUGGAGCUUAUGAGGAUAACAGCACCCCAUGCUCCUUAUGAUGAUGAAAGAUUGAAGGAAGUAUUCUAUCUGAUUGUGGCAGCAUUUGAUGAGCUUUCUCAAAUGGGCAACCGUUAUUUUGCCAAGGCAGUUUCUACCCUGGAAGUCUUUGCAGUAUCCAAGGUAGUUAUGGUGAUGCUGGACCUUGAGUGUGAUGAAUUGAUCGUCAAACUAUUCCAGUUUUUCUUGACCACUAUUAGGCCAGACUACCCAAAGGCUGUAUUUUUUAACAUGGAGACAAUAAUGACUGAUGCCAUUAUGGAAAGCAAUGAUAUAUCGGUGGAGCUUCUCAAUCCUUUUUUGGAUAGUGUUAAAAAAGAAAGCCAGAAUGUUUCACCAACUUCUUGGAUGUUGGGGAAGAAUGUUAUUGAAAACUGUGCUACGAAGCUUGAGCCUUAUCUUGUGAAAGCAGUAGAGUCCGAGGGGAUGUCAUUAGACAGUUAUGAUCAUAUACUUGGAUAUAAAUGCCAAAGUAUAACUGGCAAUGUGAGGCCUUCAUAUGACCACGGUUCUCAAAAACCUAUGGGAAAAUCAACUGACGUUCUGAGUCCAGGGUCCUCUCCCCGAAGGUCUAUGCGGAAGAAACCUGUGUUGCCCAAGGUGGUAUCAUGCCAAUCAACAAAAUUGCAGCAUUCUAGUAGGAGGAGACUGGAGAACAAAAUCAUUGAGAUCUCACCUAAUGAGCCGACAAUUCCAGCUGAAAAUCAAGUCAGCAGCAGUAAAAUGGUGAUUGUCUAUGGGUAUGAAGUCAAGGCUAGCAGUGCACCAAUACUAAAGGCCAUUUUUGCCAAGUAUGGAGAUAUUACUUCUAAUUGCCUGUACAGGUCAGUGUCUAUGAGGGCUUCGUUGCUCGAAAUUGUUUGUGGUGUUGUCUCUAGACUACAAAGCACUGAUAUCCCUCUCAAAGUUUCUGAGCUUAAAGUCAUUCAGAAUGAAGUGAGAGAUUUAGAAGCUGCCAAGAUUGAGGUUUCAUGGCUAAGCCAGUACUUGGAAAAGAUGACUAAAGUCGAAAAGAUUGCUCAGAUGAAAACUACAUUGAAGUCCAUCAAGGCAAAUAGUGUGCUUGUCAUAAAAUCGGCUACCAAGGAUCUGGAAGAGGCGCUCAUGGAGCUCGUGGCAGUUCAGAAACGAAUGGUGCAUGCCGAAAAAUGUGUUAGUGCAAUGAGGCUUGUGACACGGAAGAUCAAUGAUGCCAUUAAGGAGGCUGAGAAUGAGCAGCUCAUCUGCCAGAAGCAAAUGGAUGUCCUGCUGUAAUUCCAUUUGUGCGUGUAUGCAUGCAUGUGCAAGCAUCAUAGUUAACAAUAGAAGGAUUUGAAGAUUUUCUCUUUGUGGGCACAGUCCUCUUGUAAUGAUAAAAUUCAAAUCCUACAUCCCGAAUGCUUGUAUAUGUGUUGGUCCUUGGU